GAAUGGUAUGUUCUGCCAAUUACUGACAGUAUAUAAAGGUCCAAGGCUAGUGGAAGACACACAGUUCACCACAUCCUCUCGCAACCCACGUGAAAUCUCUUCUCUUGACAAGAUGUGUUGCAACUACGGUAACUCUUGUGGCUAUGGCUGUGGCUAUGGCUACGGCUGCGGCUAUGGCCCCUAUUACAGCUGGAGUUAUGGACCUGGCUAUGGAUGUGGAUAUGGCUCCCGGUAUGGCUGUGGCUCUGGUUGUGGAUAUGGCUGGGGAUAUGGCUCCUGCUGUGGCUACGGCCCCAGAUAUGGCUGUGGUUAUGGCUAUGGCUCCGGCUGCUAUGGUUACCGGCCAUAUUGGUAUAGAAGAUGUUAUUCUUCUUGCUGUUAGAACAUCACCCCAUUGUCCUCUAAAUAAGACACAUCUAAUGAGAGGUCUGAAUCAAGGAUUCAUACCUCACAUUUUCUAUGUCCACGAAAUUGCAUGCUUCUCAGAGGCUCACUCCUUCAAGCAACAUUUCUGGAAUGGCAUGUUGUGCCUGAAGGCUGUGUGGUAUCAUCUGACUCUUUUCUAAAUGUUGGUGUUUAUUCCCUUACUCUGGAUUCUGUCAUCUGACUGUGGCAACAAGCCUAAUACCCCACAGUUGGGCAAAUUCCUUAUUCUCAAUAAAAAUGAUUCUUUGCUUCUAAUAUAUCUCUAUGUUCUUGCUUGUGAAUUACUCCUUUUUUUGAGGUAUUAUGAAUUCUCUUGAAAAUCUACGUGACAAUAUUUUUCAUGCACAUGAGGGCUCUUCCUUCAUAUAAUGGGAGCCUUUCUUCUCUUAUGUGCAUCAGAGAAAAUGCCUUUUCUGCCUGUGCCUUGCACCCCUCAUGCCCAGGCCCUCACAACUCAACACA
This is a messenger RNA of Acinonyx jubatus (cheetah), 888 nucleotides long. Its product is annotated as keratin-associated protein 21-1-like. The record is from RefSeq and is a predicted model, not a curated record. The coding region runs from base 8 to 382 and encodes 124 amino acids. The transcript has a single exon. Lineage: Eukaryota; Metazoa; Chordata; Mammalia; Carnivora; Felidae.